AUGGUUGAAACCACACCAUCGCUGCUGGGAACUUGGUUGAGUACUGAAGCAUUCGGUAAUACGGCUUUGGACUGGUCAGAAGCUGUAAAGAAGCAGCGUGUUCAGCUCCAGCUUACCUUUAAGACUAGCAACACCUACAAGCUCUGUUUAGUGUCCAAAGAUGCCAAAAAGGAUGUAACUUCAAGCUUUAGACAUGUCAUGGCAAAAGAGGGAAGGUACGAUCUUCAAGGAAUCGACAAGAUCUCCAUUUACGGUGAUGAUUCCGGUAUUGAAUGGACUUACUUGUUUGAGGAGGAAAACAACCUUCGAAUUAGGCUGGAGGGAGCUAAGCGCGUUGGUAGAUGUAAGGGGGUAGAUGUCAUUUACUUAACGAGAGCAAAAAGUACGCAGGAAAAUUAG
Messenger RNA from Plasmopara halstedii, 399 nucleotides. RefSeq lists its product as uncharacterized. Bases 1 to 399 code for a protein of 132 amino acids. The transcript is spliced from 2 exons. NCBI's taxonomy places the organism in Eukaryota, Oomycota, Peronosporomycetes, Peronosporales, Peronosporaceae. The record is from RefSeq and is a predicted model, not a curated record.